ACCGCCCACUGGGCGCGCAGAGGCAGCAGCGUCAGCAUCAGGACCCAAGGUGGGACGAAGGGUAGCGCCGGUCGGACAGGUGCUCAGAGGCGCAGAAGAGGCGACUCUCUAUAAAUGGGCUGACGCACAGUUACGGAUCUCUACCAAGUGAAAGUGAAGUUAUGUGGCGCACCAGUCCUCUGUGAGGUGGAGGAAUGAGGGGCGAACCAUGACCCUGCAGAAAGUUGGGGUCCGACCCCGGCGACAAGUCUUUCGGGGAGCCGGCUACCUGUAUCACGCCGAAUCCUCCUCCUCCUCCUCCUCCUCCCCCUGCCUCUCCACCACGGAGGAACUUUUCUUGGAUGCCGCAGAAUACGGCAACGCUCCUGAAGUGAGACGCAUGCUGGAGGAGCUGCCGGAGCUCGACGUCAACUGUGUCAACUACAUGGGCCAGAAUGCACUGCAGCUGGCCGUUGCCAACGAGCAUCUCGAUGUGAUUCAGCUCCUACUCAGGAAGAAGGACCUCUCUAGAAUAGGAGAUGCUUUGCUGUUAGCCAUCAGCAAAGGCUACAUCCAUAUAGUGGACGCCAUACUGAGCCACCAGGCCUUUGAGGACGGAGAGAGGCUGACCAACAGGCCCAGCCAGGCCGACACUCACGAUGACUUCUUUGCUUACGACGAGGACGGCACGCGCUUCUCUCAAGACAUCACUCCAAUCAUCCUGGCCUCUCAGUGCCACGAGUAUGAAAUCGUGCAUAUACUCCUCACGAAGGGGGCCCGGGUGGAGCGGCCCCACGAUUACUUCUGCCAGUGCGGGGCCUGCAGCGAGCAGCAGAGGCGCGACUCGUUCAGCCAUUCACAAUCCCGCAUUAACGCUUAUAAAUGUCUGGCCAGUCCGGCGUAUCUGUCCCUCUCCCAUGAGGACCCAGUGAUGGCGGCUCUGGAGCUGAGCAACGAGCUCGCAGUACUGGCCAACAUCGAGAAGGAGUUCAAGAAUGAUUACAAGAAACUGUCCAUGCAGUGCAAAGACUUUGUGGUGGGAGUCCUGGAUUUGUGUCGGAACACGGAGGAGGUGAAGGCCAUCUUAAAUGGGGACAACGAAUCAAGUCAAAGCUCUGAGACCUUGGGCAGACAAAACCUUAUCAGGUUAAAACUUGCAAUCAAAUAUGAAGUUAAAAAGUUUGUGGCACAUCCAAACUGCCAACAGCAACUCCUCUCCAUCUGGUACGAAAACUUGUUGGGACUACGUCAGCAAACCACAGCCGUGAAGAACCUUCUCGUCCUCGGUGUAGCUGCCGGGUUGCCUGUGUUGUCCUUCAUAUACUGGGUAGCACCAUCAAGUAAGGUGGGGAGACUCAUGUGUGGACCUUUCCUGAAGUUCGUGGCCCAUGCAGCCUCCUUCAUGAUGUUCCUUUGCCUGCUGGUCCUGAACGCAGCAGACCGCCUGGGGGGAACAUCGCUGCUGCCCAACAUGACCGCCCACGACUACCCCUCUCAACUGUUUCGUAUGAAGACCACCCCCUUCACCUGGAUGGAGAUUCUCAUCAUAUCCUGGGUCAUAGGAAAGAUCUGGGAAGAAUGUAAAGAUAUUUGGACGCAGGACAUCCGGGAAUACCUCUCCGAACCGUGGAACCUUCUCGACUUCAGUAUUUUAGCCAUUUUUAUGACCUCUUUCAUUGCCCGAUUAAUGGCUUUCUGGCAUGCAUAUUCGGCCCAGUGUUAUGUUGACAUGCACCUCACUGACCUGUCCAACAUGACCUUGCCCUCUGAGAUACAGUACUUCCAGCUGGCCCGAAUCAACUGGAUGCCCUCAGACCCACAGCUUAUUUCUGAGGGCCUCUACGCGAUAGCAGUUGUGCUCAGUUUCUCCCGCAUUGCGUACAUCCUGCCCGCCAAUGAGAGCUUCGGGCCGUUGCAGAUCUCUCUGGGAAGAACAGUAAAAGACAUCUUUAAGUUCAUGGUGAUUUUCAUAACGGUUUUCGUGGCCUUCAUGGUGGGGAUGUUCAAUCUGUACUCAUACUACCUCGGGGCCAAGUACAACGAUGCCUUCACGACGCUUGAAGAGAGUUUUAAGACGUUGUUUUGGGCCAUCUUCGGCUUGUCAGAAGUGAAAUCAGUGGUCAUUAACAUCGACCAUAAAUUCAUUGAGAACAUAGGCUAUGUUCUGUAUGGGGUCUACAACAUCAUCAUGGUGAUCGUCUUGCUCAAUAUGCUCAUUGCCAUGUUCAACAGCUCCUUCCAGGAAAUCGAGGAUGACUCUGAUGUUGAGUGGAAGUUUGCCAGAGCAAAGCUCUGGUUCUCGUACUUUGAGCCCGGUGGGACCCUGCCUGUCCCCUUCAACCUGGUACCCAGCCCCACGUCUGUCAUUUCCCUCUUGCUGGGAAUGAAAGAAUUCCUCUGGCAUGUACCUAAAGGCCAAAGCGGAGAAAAUUCAAUUGAUGAGAUGGAGCUCAACAAGCUGAGGCAACAGGAAGACCUGAGUGUGGCAUCUCUUUCAACAACCCGUCACCAAAAUAUAAUGAAUCGCCUCAUCAAAAGGUACAUCUUAAAAGCCCAGAGAGAUAAAGAUAAUGAUGAAAUAAAUGAAGGUGAACUGAAGGAAAUUAAACAGGACAUCUCCAGUCUCCGCUACGAGCUGCUGGAAAGGGCGGAGCGAGACACGGAGAGGCUGGCAAAACUCAUCAGCCAACUGGGAGAAGUAACGCAUGCUCCACAGGGAGAGGAGAAGAAGAAUGAGCCGACUAUACUGUCCUAAAAACAAUUUAAAAAAAGAUUAGAUAAGUAUUUACUUGACACGUUGCUGUCUUCUCAUUAGUGGGGCAUUCAGUCAAAGUGCCACACAUUAGCCACAGACAAAUUAAAAUGGACAUUCUUUAUUUUUAUUUUAAAAAAGUGGUCAACAUUCCCUCGUCUAAAUGUAUCUACCUUAGAGAAUAACUCAUUGAAUUUUCUUUUUACCCUCUCCUUGUAUGCACAUUUAAUUGUGGUGGCACUAAUGGAUGUUGUAUCUUGUUAUACAAAUACGCACUAAUGACUGGUAACAUAUGACGGUGCCGCCGGUUACCAGCUGUUUAUGUGGUUUGAUUUUGAGGCGAUCUUUUUCCAUCUGGAGUGGAAAAACCUGUUCAAAUAAAUAUGCAUAAAAAAGAAGCAUAUGUUUUGGAUGUGUCAGUUUCAUAAGUUGGACGUAAUAUGCAAAUAAAUAAAGACUUGAUAAUUAGUGCCCUCAGAGAAUUCUUUAAGCAAAAGUAUAUGAGAGGUAACUUCAAAUCAAUCAACAGGACUCAUUUUCAAAACAGGACCUUAACUUUGACAUUUAUGUGCGUUCAAUUAGGAUGAGGGUCACUUGAUAUCCACAAAAUACAAUAAAAAUGUGUUGAUUGUCUUCCCAUCAUGGAGUACAAAGGUUUUAUGUUUUUUUUUAAACCAUUAGAGCAGACGCUGCUGCGCUCUCCCUCUCUCUUCCGCCCUGUGAAGAAAGAUAAAUGUGUGAGAACACUGUGACCUGUCAGGUAGACAAACAGCAUCUAGGCCUGAAGUUUAAAAGCUAAAAAUACAUUUGGGCCUCGGAACAGAGGUGCUGUGAAGCAUUUAUACAGAAUAAAACUAAGGCAGACACUGACAGAAUAGCAACACAAUUAUUUCCUUUAAGAAGAACAUCGUGGGUUCACAACAACGCAUUUACCAUUAAGGGAAACAUUAAUAAUGUGAUAAACGUACCAGAAGGUGGGGGUUGCCUGAUUGAAUUUAAGACGGGUGCACCAUGAACCACGGGCGUCACAGUAACAGAUUAGAAACUAUGUCUGAAAAGUAGGCCAUUAGAACAUUUGAAGAACACAUCUUGUAGAUUUGAAUGUGAAGCGUGGAAUUAUGUCAGGCCACAGCAGGAGAAUCCUCUCUGAUAUUGGCAAACGAAUGACGUGGGACGGAAUCAGGGCCAAGGCCUCUGUGUGCAUCACGGGUACACGAAUCAGCAACAUGCACACUCAGCUGAUUAACUCCAAUAGUAGAAGCGCUCGUUGUUAUCCGGCCGAGAUAACGGAUGGAAAUUAGGCGGGUAAUAGGGAGACUGGAGGGUGUUUGAGAAAUGUAUAGGAGGGUGACACAGAGGAUGCGUUGGCGAAUAGUCUUCACUUUAUCAAAGGGUGUCCAAGUGCAUUUGAUAAAUGAAAGGGCAAAAAAAAUUCACAUGUGAAUGAUAAAGAAAUAUCUCCAAAGGAGGUAUGAUCUUUCUAAAAUAUUUUCCUUGGUUUUUGAUUUUACUACUCUGCUCUGCAUUGACUAAUUGAACAGCUGGUUGUCACUUAGAUGGAAGACUUCCCAAAGGGGUAUAAAACUUUACUGCCAAAAUGAUCUGAUUCUCCCAUCUGUCUCUCACAUUAGAAAAACCUCAUGGCUGAAAAAGACUCAUAUCUGGUGUUGAGCCUAUAGGAGGGCUGGUAAGCAUGACUAAAUAGUUUGUUAUUUUGAGCCAAUUGUUAUUGAAAGCAUUGUGGUGGGCUCAGACGUUUGGCCCAACAUGCCCCAUUUUGUCAUGAACAGUGGGGUGGAGACUAAAAGGCCCAUGGCAUUAAAGA
Molecule: messenger RNA, 4556 nt
Organism: Pungitius pungitius (ninespine stickleback)
Lineage: Eukaryota; Metazoa; Chordata; Actinopteri; Perciformes; Gasterosteidae
Gene: trpc6b
Product: transient receptor potential cation channel, subfamily C, member 6b
Exons: 12
Coding region: 209-2734 (841 amino acids)
Biological process (GO): calcium ion transmembrane transport; single fertilization; regulation of cytosolic calcium ion concentration
Cellular component (GO): cation channel complex; plasma membrane
Molecular function (GO): store-operated calcium channel activity; inositol 1,4,5 trisphosphate binding; protein binding
Source: RefSeq, a predicted model, not a curated record